AGUGAAUGAAUCCCAGCCCGGGGUGGAGAGACGCCAUGGCCUUGUGUACAUAACAAGACCCGUCGGGGGGCCAGUAACAGGUUUUGAAGAGAAUAUUUCUCUUAGCUGGUGCAACUCACAUCUUCUGAACGCUGUUGACAACCUAUGCCUACGUGUCAGCACAAGAGUGAAAGUAUCAAGUCACAUAUUCUACAGUCUCCUUCAUGUCUCUAGUACCAAAUAUCACCAUCAGUAUCCAGAAAAGUGAACAUUGUUAUGCUAUUUUGCUCCUCCAAGAUACCUUAAUCAAGAUUUUAUGGCAGGGAAGUAAAGACGAAUGAACUUUAAGUGAUGUUAUGAGAUACAACUGUAAAAGACAGUCAUCGAAUAAUACUUCCUCACAGUUUGUCCAACUGUCUUAUUUAUAUCUGUUUAUCUGUCAGCCUUACUUCCCAGUUAACUCAGAUGAACAUUUUUAUUUAAAACAUUUAUUUCAUUAUUUAAUGUAAGGAGAAGAUUCCACUGUCACCAUCAACGUUGUUUUACGGCCAUAUUCCACACUCUCAUGGGUUAGCCGUUGGUUUUCAUAUUCAUGUGUGUGCUGGAGCAGAAUAUUUAAGACUGGAUAGUGUGUAAAUUAUCAUAGGAAAGCUUUUUCCUCAGAGUACAUUUUAAAAACUUAAUUAAGGGGUUCAGUGAGGCCAAAUACACCAAGAUGGCCACCAUGUAAGAGACCACAAGUCCUAGACAUUUUGGUAAAAGAAAAAAUGAGUAUGGAAGGUGACAUUGAUGAUCCCCUUCAGGGUUCACAGUGCCAUGAAGAUUUUAAAAGAGAUUGUCUUAUAAAGCAUGUGGUAGAGCACCCAUCAGAGACACCCUAUAACACAAGAGAGAGGCUCCAGUGUUCAGAAUGUAAUCGUUCAUUUACUCGGAGAGAUUAUUUAGUACACCAUAUGAAGACUCACACAAGAGAGAAGUUCCAGUGUUCUGAAUGUAACAGUUCAUAUAAUUGGAAAUCUGAAUUAGUACAACAUAUGAGGACUCACACAGGGGAGAUGUUCCAGUGUUCAGAAUGUAAUAGUUCAUAUACUCGGAAAUCUGAAUUAGUGCGACAUAUGAGAGUUCACACAGGAGAGACGUUCCAGUGUUCAGAAUGUAAUAGUUCAUAUACUCGGAGAGAUUAUUUAGUACAACAUAUGAAGACUCACACAGGAGAGAAGUUCCAGUGUUCAGAAUGUAAUCGUUCAUUUACUCGGAGAGAUUAUUUAGUACAACAUAUGAAGACUCACACAGGAGAGAAGUUCCAGUGUUCAGAAUGUAAUCGUUCAUAUAAUUGCAAAAGUGCUUUAAUGCGACAUAUGAGAGUUCACACAGGAGAGAAGUUCCACUGCGCAGAAUGUAACAGUUCAUAUAAUUGGAAAUCUGAAUUAGUACAACAUAUGAGGACUCAUACAGGGGAGAUGUUCCAGUGUUCAGAAUGUAAUAGUUCAUAUACUCGGAAAUCUGAAUUAGUACAACAUAUGAGGACUCACACAGGGGAGAUGUUCCAGUGUUCAGAAUGUAAUAGUUCAUAUACUCGGAGAGAUUAUUUAGUACAACAUAUGAGAGUUCACACAGGAGAGACGUUCCAGUGUUCAGAAUGUAAUAGUUCAUAUACUCGGAGAGAUUAUUUAGUACAACAUAUGAGAGUUCACACAGGAGAGAAGUUCCAGUGUUCAGAAUGUAAUCGUUCAUUUACUCGGAGAGAUUAUUUAGUACAACAUAUGAGGGUUCACACAAGGAAGAAACUAUAUCAUAGUAGAGCUCAUAUGACUUCUUGCAGUAAAGAGGUUAAACAUCACAAAAAAUAUGACAAUAAACAAAGGUCGAAAAUAUGCAGUGCGGAGAAGUCAGGGAGCAGGACAAGACUCGCUCAGAUAGACCUUGGUGAUCUCGGAAGCCACACAACAGAAAAACAUGAUAAUGACCUGAAGUGUCCCGAGCUGAGCCACAUUAAUUGUCAGGAACUGCUCACUUCCUGUCAUGCUAAAGAUGAGUAUAGACACUCUUACCAAUGCCAAACAAAGGCGGCGUGUAAACUAGCAGAUAAUAACCCUGUAGUGAGCAGAUCGACACAUUUCAUUGACUGCUCAGGGGAGGGAGUGAAAGAGGAAACUGUUGAUGGUCAACCUUCUAUAUUAAGUAUUUUAGAAGAUCCUCUUGAAUUUGAGAUGGAUCCUCCAUCUCCUAUAAAAAUAGAGAGCUUUAUAAAGGAAUUGGAUAUUGUUGAGGAAGAGUUCUGAAGCCUUAUUAACAUUUUGUGUGUAAUGCAAGCUUCUGUAUGUUUAUAUAAAUAAAUAUUUGAUAUAUACUGAGAACCCAAAUUUUUACCUUCACAAUAUACAGU
Homarus americanus (American lobster) is the source of this 2365-nucleotide messenger RNA. RefSeq names its product gastrula zinc finger protein XlCGF57.1-like. The record is from RefSeq and is a predicted model, not a curated record. The coding region runs from base 747 to 2261 and encodes 504 amino acids. The transcript has 2 exons. Gene Ontology annotation, molecular function: DNA-binding transcription factor activity, RNA polymerase II-specific; RNA polymerase II cis-regulatory region sequence-specific DNA binding. Gene Ontology annotation, biological process: regulation of DNA-templated transcription. Lineage: Eukaryota; Metazoa; Arthropoda; Malacostraca; Decapoda; Nephropidae.